Phaeodactylum tricornutum CCAP 1055/1 is the source of this 1512-nucleotide messenger RNA. RefSeq lists its product with no specific name. Gene Ontology annotation, molecular function: ATP hydrolysis activity; ATP binding. The transcript has a single exon. NCBI's taxonomy places the organism in Eukaryota, Bacillariophyta, Bacillariophyceae, Surirellales, Neidiaceae. The annotation marks the transcript as partial. The record is from RefSeq and is a predicted model, not a curated record.
CUCCACAAGACCAAGCUGCGUCUACUUCGCGGUCGUUGUUACGCCCUGGUGGGGCAGAAUGGAGUCGGGAAAACGACCCUCAUGAACGCCAUCAACACGGGCAAGAUUGACGACUGGCCGCAUCAUUUGGUCACGGCCUACGUGGACUCGGGAUCCAAUGUCGAUCCCGCCUUUGAAGCGCAAAUCGUCCUGACUUACUUGAUUGAAUCGACAAAACGUUCCAAGGAAGAUUGUGUCGCAAAACUCAAAGAAUUGGACUUUACGGAAGAAAUGCUGGAGGGGACCAUUGGGGCCUUGUCGGGGGGCUGGCAAAUGAAAAUGCGCUUGGUACGGGCGGUUUUGAUACAACCCGACAUUUACCUACUCGAUGAACCUACCAAUCACUUGUCCGAGUCCGCGGUUAAAUGGAUUACGGAUUACCUCUGCAAUCUGGAACAUCCAACGGUCCUCAUUGUCUCGCACGACACGACGUUUUUGGAGAAUGUUUGUACCGACGUCAUUCACUACGAAGAACGUGCCGUGUGGGGACCCUACCGUCGGCUCGUACACUACAAGGGUAGAAUGUCGGAUUUCGUUAAACUGCAGCCACAAGCAAAGCAUUACUUUGAGCUUGCCGCCACCGACAACCUCAAGUUCGAAUUCCCCGACCCCGGUCGGUUGGAAGGAGUCAAAACGUCCACGCAAAAAUUUCUCGAGAUGGAACACGUGGAUUUCCGUUACGCCACCGCCAACAAGAAUACGCUCACGGACAUUAACCUCAAAAUGUCACUGUCAUCUCGGGUCGUGGUUUUAGGAGCCAACGGUGCCGGAAAAUCCACCCUCAUUAAAAUGAUUGUUGGAGAGACGGUACCGACGAACCUGGGCGUCUGCAAGUUUUACGUUCACCAAAAUUUACGUGUGGCCUACGUUGCACAGCACGCCUUUUAUCACGUUGAACAGCACAUGGAAGAAAGUCCCGUGGCAUACAUUCAGUGGCGUUUCCGGGACGGAUACGACAAGGAAAAGAUGGAAAGUGAGGCUUUUAAGAUUCCGGAAGAGGAACAGAAGGCGAUCGACGAGUUCAACCUAGAAGGUAUUUGGAGUCGACGUCUCCGCGCUGGAGUUCUCGAGUACGAAGUCAAGAAGAAAAAUAUUCGUGAAAAAGACAAUAAGUACUACUCUCGUGAUGAUCUCAUGGCCAUGGGCUUUGAGCACUUGAUCAAGCAGACUGAUGAGAAGAUUGCAUCGAAGGAAGCUGGACUCGAUCUACGUCCGGUCACAACGUCAGAGAUCCAGAAGCAUCUGGACGGAUUUGGUCUUCCUCAAGAGUUCGGAACGUAUGGAAAGGUUCGUGGUCUGUCGGGAGGACAGAAAGUCAAGCUGGUCCUGGCGGCCGCCUUCUGGACCAACCCUCAUCUGGUCGUCCUCGAUGAACCCACCAAUUUCUUGGAUCGUGAAGCGCUUGGUGCGUUGUCGGCGGCGCUGAACGAAUGGGGCGGAGCUGUGCUAAUGAUUUCACACAACAAGGAGUUU